Messenger RNA from Saccostrea echinata, 3774 nucleotides. RefSeq lists its product as uncharacterized. The transcript has 22 exons. The coding region runs from base 1 to 3702 and encodes 1233 amino acids. Lineage: Eukaryota; Metazoa; Mollusca; Bivalvia; Ostreida; Ostreidae. The record is from RefSeq and is a predicted model, not a curated record. Gene Ontology annotation, molecular function: transmembrane receptor protein tyrosine kinase activity; ATP binding. Gene Ontology annotation, biological process: protein phosphorylation; multicellular organism development; positive regulation of kinase activity. Gene Ontology annotation, cellular component: signaling receptor complex.
AUGGAGGGGUUCAAGCUCGAAGCUGUCUCGGCGUUUUUCGUGGCAUGUAUCCUUGGGAUAUCUGCACAAAUUGGCGCAAAUGUAUGCUCCCGGACACAAACUGUUUACCAGAGACAAAGAGUGUGUGCCUACAGAACAUGGCUGAGUUGUUGUUAUUACCGGUACGUUCUGAAGUGUUCCUAUAAAAGAGUGAGUUACUGCUGCUCUGGAUAUAGAAAUGUCAACAACAGAUGCAUCCCCGUGUGCUUUGGACAGACAGACAGAUUGGGUUGCAACAAUGUAGGGACAUGUGUAGCUCCAAACACGUGUAAUUGUGAUAGUGGUUACUCCGGGCCACAGUGUGAUAACAAGGUGGCCUGUUCUACCACUAGACCCUGCUACCCUGGCGAUUGCCCCAAUGCAGAUAGCUGCACGUGCUCAACAGGCUUUGGAUCAAGAAACUGCACUACAAUUACACAAUCUCCUACAAUAACCCUUGCUUCUGCUGUUUUGGCAUAUCACCAUCCAACUAAACUCAUGGAUAUCUACAACUUUACCACUGAUGCAACAACGAUCGGAACCGAAAAUGCUUCUAGUGCAUCUAUUUGGGCAAACUUUAAGAGAUUUAAUGAAAUCCGGGCGAGUUUCUCUGCAAUAUUUGGUCUGGAUGAUCAGCUCUCAGCCAGACCAAGCUACGUUUCUGAGUCCAAUAUAGGCGUUGCUAAAGCAACGAUGGAAUGGGAGCUUAUAAAACUAAGAAACGGCAUUCCACAGAGAGAGGGUGGUAAUUCCAGUGCCUGUCGUGAAGUUUCCGAGACUAACCCAGAUAGUACCUUACAGGAAUGCCAGGUGGAGUUUUUCAACCCUCUUGCUAGCGACAGCGGUGAUGUAUUGACAUUGAAGUUUGAAGUUGAGAACGGGGGGUACGAGGUUCUCUCUGGCGGAGUUCGACUUCCUUUUAGACAGCAUACAUCCGCUACGGCAUCAGUUACUUAUAGAAUCGACUUGGAUAAACCCGUACCUACUCCUAGCACAGCAUUUAGAGUGGUGGAAUCUUUCACCAAAACAGCCAUCGAAACCCGUUGGUCAGGAUGGAAUGAUAUGCUUUCUGGAAUGGAGAGUUACAACUGGGAAAUCUUUGAACUUCAAAAUCAGAGUGGAACUCUGCGAUACGUAAAAAGAACUAAAGAAAAUUGUAUAAAUCCACAGUUUGGAGAUACUUGUAAUGCUUUCUUAGACCCAAUAUCUAGUAUGAAAUACAACCAUUCUGACGAAGAGAAAGUAAUGGUGUACUCACCACGUAGAGCGGGUGUUUACGCAAUGAUACUAGAGGCCUCAGAUAGGGCAAACAAUUCUGAAUAUGUAGCACGCUAUGUAGUGUAUGAUCCAAGUUCAUCAAGUAUAGAAAUACAAACUGGGAAAAAUGACAUAAAAGCUCUAUCAGGGUCACCAAACGCUAGCUAUAAAUGGCAGAUUUUGUCAGCGCCAUCACAAAGUAAUGUUCGAGUGGAAUUCUCCUGGGAGGGACAUUUCAUAAAUCGUCUUCAUCAGGAGGAAGGCUUUUUAAACAUAAUUGAAGAUUACAAACCGCAACUGGAGGACGAAAGCGCCGCCCCUGGUGUGUUCCCAAAAACUGUUAGCUCCAAGUACAAAGAAUCAGGGACAGAUACACGACCACAAGAAGAAAUUCCGAACAAACUGGGAAUAACGAGAUUUGAAACAUAUUUUGAUGACACUGGAGAACAAACUAUUGAUGUAAAUUCAACACUUCACUGGAGUGACCAGAAUUUAACUACUACAUUUUCCAGUACCAUCGGUAGAGAAAUUAGGGAGGGGGAUUCUGUAAAGCUGUGGGUACGAGCGGAGGAUAAAAUGGGGAACAGGAAUCUCUCCUUUAUUCAGUUGGGGUUUGAUGCCACCGGUCCAUUACUGUAUGAGGCAAUGUUUAUGAAGAACAUGGGAUCGAAAUACACAUACGGCAGCAAACUUUGGUUUAAAGCUGCGGAUGUACACAGUGGCAUUUCUCAGAUCUACUUCCGCAUUAUAAAUAAAUCCAACGGUUCCGUGGCAGAAAACGGCACUGUUAAUGUCAACAGUUCAACAAAGGUAAGAGGUAAACCAGAUGAAUCGUAUAAGGUUCGUGAUUUAUUCUACUUUUACCAACAAGAGCUGGAAAUAAACAAUUGUUGGUUUCGAGUUCCAAAGGAAAGACAGGCCUCUGAUCGGUUUGCUGUAGAAGUCACCGCUUAUAAUGGCGCCAUGCUGCAAAAUCAAACCACAGUUGAUGUUAACUUAGAAGAAUUUAAUGGAAUCGGGCAAUAUCAGACCGUGAAAUCAGUAAUACUACUAGACAACACCGGAAGUGGUGUUCGAUUUGGUUGGAAUCUGACAGAGACGUGUUACAGACGCCAAAACAUCAUUUUAAAAUACAAUGAUGGGGAAAAACACAGGAAACUGGUGAAUGCUAGGGUCAAUCGAUUCGAUCUCCGGGGCUUAAAGCCACUUACCCGGUACAACGUCAGCUUCACCAUAGAAUAUGACGAGGGUGAUAUAAGCGACCCCGUGUAUUUCGACUUCAGGACGGCAUCUGUACCUGUUGCGCAAAGCGGACUAACACCUGGAGGAAUAUCUGGAAUUGUUGUUGCCAUUUGUCUUCUGUUGUUAUUUGUGAUUUUCGUGCUGGUGUUGUAUAAAACUGGUCGUCUGCGCAAAGCGGAAGUCAUCAUUGCCCCGAUUAGAAACACAAUCAGGCGGCACAGAGAUGGCGCCGGAGCCAUCGGUUACCAGCAGUAUAAUACUGGAGGAUAUGAAGAGGAGGACAUUUACUUAUAUGGGGGACUCACGUUUGAGAAGGAACCAGAUUGGCAUUACAGGAUGGAGGACGUAUCUCUGGAUGUCCUCCUAAAGACCGGGAGGUUCGCCAUGAUUUAUAAAGCCACAGUCUAUAAAAAAGGAAAUCCAAAGGAAUGUGUAGCAAAGACUCUAAAAGAUGGAUACACUGACGAGGAUAAGGUUCUGAUGAUGGCGAAGAUUAAUUUUUUCGGAACAAAGGUUGGGGAACAUCCAUGUAUCCUGGGGUUUAUUGGAGCAGUAACAUCUGAACAGUCUAUUGGCCCAAUCAUGCUACUGGAAUAUUGUGAAAAUGGAACACUUAAGGACUGGUUGGUAGAUCGACAGAGUUCCGUCACUGAUGACGUCAUUGAGAGUCUCUUCCGGUUUUCCUACGACAUUUCCAGAGGAAUGAUGUACUUAACGAGUAGAGAAAUCAUCCAUAUGAGACUGGCAGCAAGGAAUGUGUUUCUAAGUAAGAACCUGAGUGCUAAGGUAGCAGGGUUUGGACCACGGCAGGGGGAUGAAGACGACGAGUCAUCUAGAAAGGAAAGAAUACCAGUGAAAUGGAUGGCUCCCGAGUGUCUGAAUAAGUCUGGAGCUGCAUCCGAGAAAAGUGACGUCUGGUCUUACGGUGUUACUGUGUGGGAGGUCUUUACGAUGGGUGGUACCCCGUACGACAAUGUACGUAGCAGAGAUCUUCCAAAAUGGCUGAAACAAGGGAAUCGAUUGAGUAAACCCGAAUAUUCGGAUGAUUUGCAUUAUGAGAUCAUGAAGAAAUGUUGGGCUAUGGAACCAUCUGCUCGGCCAUCUUUUGGAGAAAUCAACAAACAGAUUGAAUCUCUGUUUCGUCAGUCAUCCGGGGAUUUGUACUACUAUGAUGCACAGAAAUGACCGAAAGUGAGAAAACCCCGGAUGUUAAACGAACUGCAUGAAUAAGAAGCAUCAUUGCAAAUUUCAAAAGUC